AAUAAUCCAAGAACAGCGAAAAGGAAGGGAAGAAAAUGAAAACGAAAAAGAAAAAGUGGGAGGAGAAAUAAAGAAGGAUUUGUGCGUGCUGUGUGCGAAGUGUGAUGGAUAUCAACAAACAGAGCGUUGAUAAUGAUGAUAUAUUUAUCUUAAUGGAACGCAAAGAGAAGGAAGAGAAGCAAAUGAAGGGAAAAGAGAGAGAGAGAGAGAUAGAGAGAGAAAGGAAUUCAGACACUGCAACGUUUGGAAAGGACCGGGCUUCAAAGGUUCUCCUUCUCUCUUUUAAGCGGUGAGGAGGUGAGGGGAGGGGAGGUGGGGUGUGGUGUGGUGCAAAUUCUCAUUCCGGACGAUGACUCUGGUUCGAGGUCGUGUGGGGUGAGGAGGAAGGCUUCCCUGGCUCGAGUGGUCAUCUGGGUCAUCUGGGUCUUCUUCUCCUUCUUCUUCCAAUGAUUUGAUCGAAGUACAGAGAGCCACAGAGAGAGAGAGAGAGAGAGAGAGAGAGAGAGAGAGAGAGAGAGAGAGAGAGAGAGAGAGAGAGGAUAGGAGGGAGGGAGAGGGAGCUUGGAGGCGGUUCGAGCUUGUUAGCUUCCGAAGGAGAAGGACCCGGGUUGAGUGAAAUUUGGAGAGGUCAUGAAUUCGACGUCCACUCAGUUCGUGUCUUCUAGAAGGAUGGGGAUGUACGACCACAUUCACCAAAUGGGAAUGUGGGAUGAGAACUUCAAGCCGAAUGGAAAUCCUAUUGCGCCGGCAGGUCUGAUUGUACCGGUGCACGCGAAUUUGGACAACCAGUCGGAGGAUACUUCUCAUGGAUCAUUGGAUACUCCUGGCAAGUAUGAGCAAGAAACCUCGAGACCUUUUGAUAAGGUGCAAAGACGUCUUGCACAAAACCGUGAGGCUGCGCGCAAAAGCCGUCUGCGGAAAAAGGCUUAUGUUCAGCAGCUAGAAGCAAGUCGUUUGAAGCUUAUGCAGUUAGAACAAGAGGUUGAACGAGCUAGGCAACAGGGUCACUAUGUGGGUGCAGGAAUAGAUGCAGCUUAUCCAGGAUAUGGUGAAUCUUUAAAUUCAGGAAUCGUUGCAUUUGAUAUGAAGUACAGGCACUGGAUUGAGGAACAAAAUAGACAAAUAUGUGAGCUGAGGGCUGCUUUGAAUGCUCAUAGAAGUGACGUAGAGCUUCGCAUCCUCGUGGAAAGUGGCAUGAACCAUUAUUCUGAACUUUUUCGCAUGAAAACAGCUGCAUCAAAGGCCGAUGUUUUCUAUGUGAUGUCUGGAAUGUGGAGAUCGUCGUCGGAGCGAUUCUUCCUGUGGAUUGGGGGAUUUCGUCCUUCAGAACUUCUUAAGGUUCUCAUGCCUCAGCUCGACCCCUUGACGGAACCACAAUUGGCGUUUGUUUACAGCCUCAAGCAAGCUUGUCAACAGGCUGAAGAUGCCCUAAAGCAGGGUCUGGAUAAGCUCCAGCACACUCUGUCCGAGGCCGUGGCCGGUGGUCGACUCGGUGAAGGGAAUUACAUCCCGCAGGUGGCUACCGCGAUGGAGAAAUUGGAAGCUCUGGUCAGCUUUGUGAAUCAGGCAGACCAUCUACGUCAGGAAACGCUGCAGCAAAUGUCCCACCACCUAACGACACGGCAAGCCGCUCGGGGCCUGCUUGCCUUGGGGGAGUACUUCCAACGCCUCCGAGCUUUAAGUACACUCUGGACUACACGUCCCCGCGAACCCGCUUAAUUUCACUUCAUCAAGUCGACAUGGAUAUUUGCAGGAUGAAAUCUCUCGUAGAGCCAUAAUAAGCAAAGCCAAAGGUGCCGUUUUGUAUGUCAGCUAUAGACAUCAUGUGGAAAGUUUCUAGUGCCGAUCAUUUUUUCUUGGCGGCGUCUGAAAAAUGAAGUUGUAAAUACCAACAUUUAUCUUGGAGUUGUAAUCUCUACCUUCUUUCGGGCGUGCUGUAGUCGAUGUUUCGGGUAGUUCUCGAGUUUAGGUUUACGACAGUUGCUUUGUGAACCGAGUUAUUCUGUACUUGAUAAGUUUGACAGAACAUAGUUGUGUAUAGAGGAGUUGUGCUGUGAAUUUUUGCGCUGCUUAUUGAUCGCUCUGUAAGUAA
Molecule: messenger RNA, 2092 nt
Organism: Syzygium oleosum
Lineage: Eukaryota; Viridiplantae; Streptophyta; Magnoliopsida; Myrtales; Myrtaceae
Product: transcription factor TGA4-like
Exons: 9
Coding region: 631-1719 (362 amino acids)
Biological process (GO): regulation of DNA-templated transcription; DNA-templated transcription
Molecular function (GO): sequence-specific DNA binding; DNA-binding transcription factor activity
Source: RefSeq, a predicted model, not a curated record